AUGAAGGGAGCCUGCAUCCUUGCAUGGCUGUUCUCAAGCCUGGGAGUGUGGAGACUUGCCCGCCCUGAGUCCCAGGAUCCAGCCCAGUGCCAGAGGGCUGAGCAUCCUGUAGUAUCCUACAAAGAAAUUGGCCCCUGGUUACGGGAGUUCAGAGCAGAAAACGCUGUGGAUUUCUCGCGGUUAACAUUUGACCCAGGACAGAAAGAACUUGUCGUGGGAGCGAGAAACUAUCUCUUCAGACUACAGCUUGAGGAUCUGUAUCUCAUCCAGGCUGUGGAGUGGGAGUGUGAUGAAGCUACCAAGAAGGCCUGUUACAGCAAGGGCAAAUCAAAGGAGGAAUGUCAGAACUAUAUCAGAGUGCUCUUAGUGGGCGGGGACCGGCUAUUCACCUGCGGGACCAAUGCCUUCACACCUGUCUGUACCAUCCGCUCGUUAAGUAACCUGACUGAGAUCCACGAUCAGAUCAGUGGCAUGGCCCGCUGUCCCUACAGCCCCCAGCACAAUUCUACAGCUCUGCUCACAGCCAGUGGGGAGCUCUAUGCUGCCACAGCCAUGGACUUCCCGGGGCGAGAUCCAGCCAUUUACCGAAGUCUGGGCACUUUACCUCCUCUUCGAACUGCACAGUACAACUCCAAAUGGCUCAACGAGCCAAACUUUGUGUCUUCCUAUGACAUUGCCAAUUUCACCUACUUCUUCUUCCGAGAAAAUGCUGUGGAGCAUGACUGUGGGAAGACAGUGUUCUCUAGGGCCGCCCGGGUCUGCAAGAAUGACAUUGGCGGGCGAUUUCUCCUGGAGGACACCUGGACCACCUUCAUGAAGGCUCGCCUCAACUGCUCCCGGCCCGGUGAGGUGCCCUUCUACUACAACGAGCUACAGGGCACCUUCUUCCUGCCCGAGCUGGACCUGAUCUACGGCAUCUUCACCACCAAUGUGAACAGCAUUGCGGCCUCUGCUGUAUGUGUCUUCAACCUGAGCGCCAUCUCACAGGCCUUCAAUGGACCUUUCAAGUACCAAGAGAACUCUCGCUCAGCCUGGCUGCCUUAUCCCAACCCCAACCCCAAUUUUCAGUGUGGCACCAUGGACCAGGGCCUGUAUGUAAACCUGACAGAAAGAAACCUACAGGACGCUCAGAAGUUCAUUCUGAUGCAUGAGGUGGUACAGCCGGUGACCACGGUGCCCUCCUUCAUGGAGGACAACAGCCGUUUCUCCCAUGUGGCAGUCGACGUGGUGCAGGGCAGGGACACACUUGUCCACAUCAUCUAUUUGGCCACAGAUUAUGGUACCAUUAAGAAAGUGCGGGCUCCCCUGAGUCAGACCUCGGGCAGCUGCUUGCUGGAAGAAAUUGAGCUUUUCCCAGAGAGGAGGAGGGAGCCCAUCAGGAGCCUGCAGAUCCUCCAUAGCCAGAGUGUCCUGUUCGUGGGGCUGCAGGAGCAUGUGGCCAAGAUCCCCCUGAAGAGGUGCUACUUCCACCAAACACGCAGUGCCUGUAUUGGUGCCCAGGACCCUUACUGUGGCUGGGAUGUGGUGAUGAAGAAGUGCACGAGCCUGGAGGAGAGUCUGAGCAUGACACAGUGGGAGCAGAGCAUCACUACCUGUCCGACAAGAAACCUCACUGUGGAUGGGAGCUUUGGCCCUUGGUCUUCCUGGACACAAUGUACACACACGGAUGGCACUGCUGUGGGAUCCUGCCUCUGCCGGUCCCGUUCCUGUGACAGCCCAGCUCCACAGUGUGGUGGCUGGCAGUGUGAGGGUCCCAGAAUGGAAAUCACCAACUGUUCCAGGAAUGGAGGCUGGACGCCCUGGACCUCCUGGUCACCCUGCAGCACCACUUGUGGCAUUGGCUUCCAGGUGCGUCAACGUUCCUGCAGCAACCCCACACCCAGGCAUGGAGGCCGCGUGUGUGUGGGUCAGAACCGGGAGGAAAGAUACUGCAAUGAACAUUUGCUCUGCCCGCCACACGUGUUCUGGACAGGUUGGGGACCAUGGGAACGAUGCACGGCCCAGUGUGGGGGUGGCAUUCAAGCCCGCCGUAGGACCUGUGAAAAUGGGCCUGACUGUGCAGGAUGUAAUGUGGAGUACCAGCCUUGUAACACCAAUGCAUGCCCAGAGCUGAAGAAGACCACACCAUGGACCCCAUGGACACCUGUCAACAUCUCGGACAAUGGUGGUCACUAUGAGCAACGGUUCCGAUACACCUGUAAAGCUCGCCUGCCAGACCCAAACUUGCUGGAAGUGGGGAGGCAGAGGAUUGAGAUGCGGUACUGUUCCAGUGAUGGCACCAGCGGCUGCUCCACAGAUGGACUGUCUGCAGACUUUCUACGAGCUGGCAGAUACUCUGCCCAUACUGUUAACGGGGCCUGGUCAGCCUGGACUUCCUGGUCGCAAUGCAGCCGAGAUUGCAGCAGGGGCAUUCGGAACAGGAAGCGUGUCUGCAACAACCCAGAACCCAAGUAUGGGGGCAUGCCAUGCCUUGGCCCAUCCCUGGAGUUCCAGGAAUGCAACAUUUUACCUUGCCCAGUGGAUGGCAUGUGGUCCUGUUGGUCAUCCUGGUCAAAAUGCUCAGCAACCUGCGGGGGUGGACACUACAUGAGAACCCGCUCAUGUACGAAUCCAGCCCCAGCCUAUGGAGGGGACAUCUGCCUGGGACUGCACACGGAGGAGGCCCUCUGCAACACACAGACCUGUCCAGAGAGUUGGUCAGAGUGGUCCGAUUGGUCUGUGUGUGAUGCCUCUGGCAUCCAAGUCCGUGCUCGGCAGUGUAUUCUUCUGUUUCCUGUGGGCAGCCAGUGUUCUGGAAAUACCACUGAGAGUCGGCCAUGUGUGUUUGACUCUAAUUUCAUCCCAGAAGUGUCCGUGGCAAGAUCCAGCAGCGUAGAAGAGAAAAGGUGUGGAGAGUUCAACAUGUUCCACAUGAUGGCCGUGGGGCUCAGCAGUUCCAUCCUCGGCUGCCUCCUGACCCUGCUUGUCUAUACCUACUGCCAGCGGUACCAGCAACAGUCUCAUGAUGCAACUGUCAUCCACCCUGUCUCUCCUGCCGCUCUCAACAGCAGCAUAACUAACCACAUCAACAAACUGGAUAAAUAUGACUCAGUGGAGGCCAUCAAGGCAUUUAACAAAAACAACUUGAUCCUAGAGGAGAGAAACAAAUACUUCAACCCACAUCUCACUGGGAAGACCUAUUCCAACGCCUACUUUACAGAUCUCAACAAUUAUGAUGAAUACUAG
This is a messenger RNA of Cricetulus griseus (Chinese hamster), 3225 nucleotides long. NCBI's taxonomy places the organism in Eukaryota, Metazoa, Chordata, Mammalia, Rodentia, Cricetidae. The record is from RefSeq and is a predicted model, not a curated record.